AUGGGUAAAAGGUUUUCUGAGUCAGCAGCUAAGAAGGUUGCAGGUCAAGCUAGGAAACGUGAGCAGGAAGCUGCUAAGCAGAGAGCUGAGCAUGAGAGGAUGGAGGCUGAAGAAGCUGCUAAAUGGGAUCAAGGGUCCCGCAAGGUCAGCCAGAAGAAACUUGAAGAAGAGCAGAAGAAAAUGGACAAGUUGAAGGCUAAAUCUGAAAGGGAUGCCUUGUUGGCAGCUGAGGAAGAACAACUUGGUAAAGGUGGUAAAGGGAAGAGGAAAUAA
This is a messenger RNA of Vanderwaltozyma polyspora DSM 70294, 273 nucleotides long. RefSeq names its product Lso2p (gene LSO2). The coding region runs from base 1 to 273 and encodes 90 amino acids. The transcript has a single exon. NCBI's taxonomy places the organism in Eukaryota, Fungi, Ascomycota, Saccharomycetes, Saccharomycetales, Saccharomycetaceae. The record is from RefSeq and is a predicted model, not a curated record.